Messenger RNA from Drosophila serrata, 1767 nucleotides. RefSeq lists its product as uncharacterized. Lineage: Eukaryota; Metazoa; Arthropoda; Insecta; Diptera; Drosophilidae. The record is from RefSeq and is a predicted model, not a curated record.
AUGCUGCAGCGCAGUUACGAGCUGUCGCCCUCCCCGGCGCGAACACCACCCAUGCCAGCCAAUGCCACCACUAGAACCACCCAAGAGGCGGCUCCGCCGGCGGCAGCUAUGCCACCCGUUCAAGUCACCGACUUUAGCAUCAGCCGGAUACUGGGCAAGGAGCGAAAAAGUGUCCAAGAUGCAAGCACCAAUAUCCUUGAUCUCUCCAAGAGCAGCAGCCACAUCAACAGCAGAGGCAGUGACCUGAGAACAGCUCAACCAACAGGAUUACCCCCAGCAGGACCUGUAUUGUCAUCACCCUACGGAUGCUACUCCAUGCUGCCUCCGGAUCUGGUGGCCAUGGCCAAUGCCACCCAGUUCUAUGCCAAAUUCUUCCCGCACCUAUUGCCCGCCUAUGCGGCAGCAGCUGCAGCUGCAGGACUCAGUACUCCGCCCACUUCGCCAUAUCAGCAACCUCUCCCACAACAGCAUCCGCCCCAGCUUCAGCCGCAGCAGAAGCGCUACUUUGCGCCCUAUGUAAUUAAUGGCCAAGUUUCCCAUCAGCAACAGCAGCAGCAGCAAAUCCGUACCAAAGGUCCUGCCUGCACCCGUCUGGACUGCCAGGAGUGCCUGGAUUACUAUCAAAGACUGCAGGCUGGCUACAAGCAAUCGACGCCUCUUAUAUCACCCGCUGCCUCAUCCGUGAGCAGUUCCAGCGGCAUCCUGCGACCAGCAAGGGAAUUAACCAUGACUGCCGCCGGAGGAUCCGUCACCAAAAAUAUUUCUCUGAGCUCCGUAACCAACCUAAAUCUGAGUUUGAACAUGGCUCAGACAGCUGCUGUGUCCACUGUCGUCGGGAGCAGCUCAGGAGCGAUCGGUGGUUACAACACAGCUGCAGCCGAGGAGAUCAGCUACAAGUGCAGGAUAUGCGAAAAAGUCUUUGGAUGCUCCGAAACUUUACAGGCCCACGAGAAAACCCACAAAUCGCCGCGUUAUGAAUGCUCAGACUGCGGAAAGGGUUUUUCCCAGUUGAGAAACUACAAGUAUCACCUGUCCGUGCAUCGCGGCACCAAGGAGUUUGCUGCCGAGUGUCCCGAGUGUGGCAAGACCUUUAAUGACAAAGGUUACCUCAGUAGCCACAUGAAAAUCCACCGGAACCGGAAGGAGUACGAGUGUCCAUACUGCCCCAAGUCUUUCAAUCAACGCGUGGCCUUCAACAUGCACGUACGCAUUCACACAGGUGUAAAGCCGCACAAGUGCUCCGAGUGCGGCAAGAGGUUUUCCCGGAAGAUGCUCCUCAAGCAGCACAUGCGCACCCACAGCGGGGAGAAGCCCUACCAGUGUUCCGUGUGUGGAAAGUCCUUUGCCGAUCGCAGCAACAUGACGCUGCAUCAUCGUUUGCACUCCGGGAUCAAGCCUUUCAGCUGUCCCCUGUGCCCCAAGGCCUUCACCAAGAAGCAUCACCUUAAAACGCAUCUCAACUAUCACACUGGUUGCAAGCCCUAUGUCUGCCCGCAUCCCAAUUGCAACCAGGCCUUCACCCAGUCCAGCAACAUGCGCACCCAUGCCAAGAAGUGUCAGUAUCGUCCUUUGGAGGGGGCACCCACCACAUCCCUUCCUCCGGCGGCGGCGACAGUGAAGUCUUCCCAACAAUUGCAGAUGCCGGUGCCGGCCACUUUGGCUGUUGCCAUGGCUACAUCACCGGCUUUUGCGAUGCCAAUGCCACCACCACCUGGACCACAGCCGCCGGCUCAGCAAACCCUCCUCAGCAAUCUGAGGACAUUUUAA